This is a messenger RNA of Pogonomyrmex barbatus (red harvester ant), 1200 nucleotides long. RefSeq names its product DnaJ domain-containing protein (gene jdp). Lineage: Eukaryota; Metazoa; Arthropoda; Insecta; Hymenoptera; Formicidae. Gene Ontology annotation, cellular component: cytoplasm. The record is from RefSeq and is a predicted model, not a curated record.
GCCUGUGAUAGUCGACGACGCGACGGCGACGCUCACGGACUAGCUCGUUCGUUCUCGCAACAGGUGACGGGAUCUCGACUCGACCAGGUAGGUAAGAGGCGACGACAAAUUCUUCGACGAGUCCGGACAGCGGCUGCGAUCCUCCUCGCGUGUAAGACACCCUCGAGGAAUCCCGGAGGAGUGGGGUGGAAAGGGAGAACCGAGCCAAGAGAUUCCAGAAAGAGUCGCAAAAUGAGUGUCGAGGACGCCAUCAAUUACUCACCCAGCGAGGAGGAGGACUAUUACGCUCUGUUAUCCUGCGACGAGUCUUCCACGGUCGAGCAAAUUACGGCGGAAUAUAAGGUAUUAGCGCUUCAAUAUCAUCCAGACAAGAAUGACGGUGACAAGGAGGCCGAAAAGAAAUUUCAACAGCUAAAGUACGCAAAAGAGGUUCUAUGCGAUCCCGAAAAGAGGAGCAAUUACGAUAAAUGGCGGAAUAGCGGUAUCAAGAUCAGUUACAAACAAUGGGUUGGCAUGAAGGAGCAUGUGCAGCAGACCAUGCAUUGGAGCACGCCGAAGACAAAGGACAGAAUGCUGCCGGAUACGACCGAAGAGGCAGGUGGUUCACCAGCUCACCUCAAAGGUCAUCCUACAAAUGCGCACAGAAGGGCUUCAGAGGGUGGUGCCAUGAAUCUCUACUACCGUUCGAGCCACGGCGUUCCGUUCUAUCAGGAGUCCAACGAGGUUGUCAGUAAGUUUCGCAAUUACGAGAUUUAAAAGGUCCCCAGCGUAAUUUUCACCGGAACGGAAGUGGUCCACUGUACCGGAUACACUUAAGACAGCGGGAAAAUGUUACACUAGACAAAUAUCUACCUGUACCCGAGUGUACGAGAUGUUGGUCGGAUCGCGUUGGCGUACAUACACGCGGGUUUCAUGAAAUGGCAAAUCGAGGGAUAAAUUUCAUCACCUGCCAUCGCUACGUUUUUUUUUUCCUACCCCGCUACGUUCACAUGCGAUUGUGCAAUUAGAAGAUUUUUAUUAUCAUUGCGUCACUUCGCGUCAGAUUGCGAAACAUGGCGAUCUGUCAUCGAGGGUGGCUUCGAUAAAAUCGUUUGAACGAUCGCAAAUCUCUCUUCAAGGAAAGACUCCGCGAAGUUGAUAAAUGUUAAAGAGUAACAAUAAAGAGUAACAAUCGUACGAUUGUUCUGUUUCUGUCUUGAA